Messenger RNA from Gaeumannomyces tritici R3-111a-1, 1677 nucleotides. RefSeq lists its product as hypothetical. The record is from RefSeq and is a predicted model, not a curated record. Lineage: Eukaryota; Fungi; Ascomycota; Sordariomycetes; Magnaporthales; Magnaporthaceae. Bases 533 to 1366 code for a protein of 277 amino acids. The transcript has a single exon.
AGGAAACUGAGAAGAGCAUGGAAUACCACGAACUUUGGGCAAAGCCAGGGAUGGUAAUGGGCUUUCCAAGAAAGACCUCAGCUUAAAAAGGAUGUUGUUUGACCCCAGAGCUGGCAUUCAAUGGCAAAGAAUCGAAUGCCGGAUUGGGCUGUUGGGUUCCAAUUCGCGGUGGGUGCGGCUAUCAAGUGAAGAUUUUCAGCGCCCACCCCCGCCCAGAAACGCGUCGGGCCUUUGAUCCGCGAAACGAUGAUCAAGUCAACCAACCAAAUUCGACAAAACUGCCAAUGCGAUCCUGGCUCUGACGUCUAGUUUGUGCCACCUCCGCAAUCUGAAUACAGCACCGGCCUUCUUGUUUACCCCUCACUUCGAUAAAGGUAUCGUUCGACGGAUUAGACAGACUCGGACAGCGUCCCUACGGCAUCCCGAGCUUGCGCCGUUUCCUCCUCCGCCGACUGUCCUCCCUUUGUUACGAACACGACACUGCCAGCCCACGUCGACACGACAGGCAGCCAAACGAGACAGUGAAUACACAAUGGGCUGGUUCUGGCAGAGCCCCCCGAGGUCGCCCGCUGAGGGCAAGCCCGCGCCCGCGAGCGCCCGGAGCGAGACCAAUGCCCCUCCCAAGCCGUCGCAGGCUCAAGACGACUCGUCCAUGGACCCGGAGAUCGCCAAGUUCCUCGCGCAGUUCCAGGCCGAGCUCAACGGCGGCAAGGACGCGUCCGCCGCACCAGCCCAAGCUCCCCAGCGGACACCUGCGCCCGCACCAGCACCACGAGCCGGCCCCUCCUCGUCGUGGUUCUCGUUGCGCUCUGACCCUCCCGCUAGCCAAGACCCCUCAGCCCCCUCCUCAAACGCAUCCGCCCGCUCGGGGGCGGCAAUGUCAUCACCGCAUACCACAGCCUCCGAAAUGAGCGGCCCCGAGGCUAUGGCAGCUUCCAUCGAACCCCCGCCGACGUCGUGCCGGCAGGCGUUCGACCUGGCCUUCCACUGCAACGGCCUGGGCGGCCAGUGGAACGCCGUGUACCGGUACGGCGGGCUGCGCGACUGCUCGGAGCAGUGGGACGACUUUUGGUUCUGCAUGCGCGUCAAGUCGUACUCGCCCGAGCUCCGCGCCGCCGCCUACGGGGAGCGCCGGCGCGAGAAGGACCUCGCCCGCUACGGGCCCGGCAUGCCCAGCAGCGAGGACGUCUGGGCCAGCCGCGACCGCAAGGUCGAGCCGGGGACCGAGUUCGCCACGCCCAUGCCCACCGCGGAGCAGGAGGCGGGCCUGGACUCGAUCGAGUGGAGCCGCGCUGAUAAUGAGCGCCGGCGAAAGAUCCGCGAGGGCUUGGGUUUUGUUGACAAAGGCCAGCAAGCUGGGUCAUAAUGAUUUGUUCUGGCCAGUACACCUGGCCAAUGUGAACAGGGGCGUUUCGUGCUAAUUGUAUUGGUAGUUGGUUUCCUCACACCUGAUUCGGCGGGCUCGAGGCUGAUAUUUUUGCUGUAUUAUUACAUUACUCCCGAAGCAGUGCCUGGUAAUAGUCCAAAAUGGCUUCAAUGCCAUUGCAUUUCUGGCCUCAACUCCAGUGCCGCAUUGUCCAAGCCCGAUGCUUCAAAUAAUGAGCCUUGAGUCCCGCAACAACGCCCUCAUACCCAUAUAACAACCUAAAGUUCAAUUAACGUGUGGACAUGUGUGGG